AUGGAGAACAUCCUCUCGAAGAAUGCCGUCGACGACAUCCUAGAAGCCGAAGGCUUGCCCGACCCGGAGAACAAGUCGAAACAGGAGGAGGGCAUGGAGGGCAUGGGCGACCUCGGCCGGAACUUGGAGUUCAUGAUGAUGAAGAUCGCCCAGCUGGACUUUUUUUGCGGGGAGGGAGUGCUUCAUUUCAAGAAGCAUGAGACGGUUAUGGAGCUCCAGCAGCUGCAGAUCAAAGAGAUGAACGAGUGGAGAAAAGCGCACAUGACCAACGAGCACAACGCUCCUCCUCAGCAGCCUUCCUCAGUCCAGGAGGUGCAGCUGGCAGCAAAGGCCAAAGUCCGUCAGGCGCAGGACACCCUGAAGGGCGUCCUCCGUAAGCACCAAAAGCAGCCGGGUUCUGGAGUAUUGCAUUUUAUACUUUGCAAGGCCUUCUUCCGUCUUGUUCCCUUUAUGAUUUCAACACAGCGGUAUGUUUUCCCUUUCCUGAGCCAUUCCAGAUCCUAG
This is a messenger RNA of Symbiodinium pilosum, 504 nucleotides long. The record is from the annotation of a GenBank genome assembly. Lineage: Eukaryota; Dinophyceae; Suessiales; Symbiodiniaceae.